Molecule: messenger RNA, 1101 nt
Organism: Suillus discolor
Lineage: Eukaryota; Fungi; Basidiomycota; Agaricomycetes; Boletales; Suillaceae
Exons: 3
Coding region: 1-1101 (366 amino acids)
Source: RefSeq, a predicted model, not a curated record
AUGUCUCCCAUCACUCGUACUCACAAUGAUCAUGUCGAUUCUGCUCGCCGGCGCUCUGCUCGCCAGCUCUCUCGUAUUCAAACCACUGCGUAUCCCCUUGGUGCACGUAAAGAACAGGCGCCGGAAGGGCAACUGACAAACCAGGAGCCCCUUGAGAAAGUCGAAUUUCGGAUUCCUUUGAACACCACCGAUACAAACAAAACUACGACCUACGUCGACCAUUUUUACGCUGAGUCAGACCUUAGUCCCCUAGAUAUGUUCGAUUCUAUGAGGGCCGCGAUGAAUCUCCCGAAGACCUAUGAACAUUUGGGCUGGCGCUUAUCUACUGCCCGCCGUACGGACCCGCCGCAUAGACUUUUGACAUCCCAAGAUAUCAAGAGCGCCUUCAAAGCUGCGAGGGCGGAACAACUCUCCGGACGACAAAAGAAAAAAGUUGCAAUUGAAGUCGUAAAUACUCAGAUGCCUGUGUUAAAAGGAACAACAAAGCAACAUGCAAGUACUACGCGUUCUGCAGGUGAGCAGAACCAUCUACCCAGCACAUCCCAAAGUUUUGACGAUGAAGCUUUUCGUAUGUCACGUAAGGAAGGAGCUGCGUCCCUUCAGCAUGUGCCAACGGAGCUCAUAUCGCCCAUAAUUCAUAAUCACGUUCACAUCCCAUCUGCAAUCAACGACACAUGGGCUUCCGAGUCUACUAAUGGCGUACUUUCCUCACAACAACGUGACAGCUCCAUGGCUCCUCGACCCCUCAAGAGGACAUAUGCACUCUACUUGGAGAGUGACGAGGACACCGGUGAUGAGGAACCACCGCAAGGCAUCAAUGAAGUCCUUGCGAACAUCCAUUCUCGCUACCCUGAUAUGAACUUGCCGCAAUAUGUGAAAACGCUGAAGGAGCAUGGCAUAUUUUAUCUGCCCACCGCAACACAUUUCAAUAGUAGGUUUUAUGUGGAAAAGGUUGGUAUGUCGGAGGGCGCCGCAUUCACAUUUCACACUUUUAUUUCUAAAGCUCACAUGAAGGAUGGGCGUGCGAAGGCGAGAAGCAAGGCGAAAGGGAAAAACAGGGCACGAGCCUCUGACAACAAAGAAAAUUUUCAUGCUCACUAA